Molecule: messenger RNA, 1016 nt
Organism: Thamnophis sirtalis
Lineage: Eukaryota; Metazoa; Chordata; Lepidosauria; Squamata; Natricidae
Source: RefSeq, a predicted model, not a curated record
CCUCCAUCCAAGUUUUGCUGAUGAUGAAUGGAGCAGCCAAUGUGAAUGCAGCUGGACGCAGCCAUUAUGCCUCCUCUAUACCUAUUCCUAGAUCUGCAUCUCAUAGCAAGAUACAUACCCUGGCAGCAUCUCCUAAACUGCCCCCUAAACAGAACUGUGCGGGAGCAUAUUCCUCACCAAGGAUAUCAUCUCCCAGGAUAGGGAAGGCACAGGGAAGCUCAACCUGUGGAGCUCCUAAAGGAUCAAAGCAGAAGCUUGUGGUUAAGGCUGCAGCUGCUGCAACUCCUAGACCAGAGAAAGCAGACAUAUCUGGGAGCCAUGAUGAGACAGAGGAGAUGGACUCUAGCCUUAGUUCAGGGUUGGUGUCUGGCUACAGCAGUCCCUGGGGCUUACCAAAGGCCAAUUCCAGACCCACCAAGAUAGUGAAGAAAGCUGUUAUUCAGACACCUGAGAAAGUAAAGAACACCUCUAAACAAGGUGAAAGUAAUAGCAGCCUCAUUGCUGUGAAGGUCCUUGGAAAGCCCAGCACAAUUGCUGACCCGGCAAAGACCACUCAUCUGCCAGGGAAGAGCCCUUCCUAUCUCAACCUGUAUAAUGAGACUCAAAUGUCAAAGACUUCAGAGGGAUCUACCACAAAGAGGCCUCAGAGCUGUCCAGCAAAAGGUCAAUCACCCUCAGAAGUCAACUGGAAGGAAAGUGGAACAUCCAAGCAAGAAGAUAAUCCUCAGACAAUCUCACUGGAUACAAGCAACCUUAAUAAGGGACCUGUGUUGCAUACAGCACCCAUCAGUUUCUCUUCUGUGCCACAGCAUAACCAUCCCAUUAUGGCCACGGUUGCCCCUUUUCAUUAUCGGUGGCAGGGUGAGAAAGAGAAGAGCAGCCUUCCUCAGAAGGAAGAGUCAUGUGAUGUGCAGCAGACCAGCUCUCCCGAAGGGCCUGAGCUCAACCUGAGAGGCAUGACUUUGAAUUGGGGCUUUGAAUGCAAAGCAAGAGACCAUAGACCUGCCGAGUAUUGA